Coffea eugenioides is the source of this 1596-nucleotide messenger RNA. Its product is annotated as berberine bridge enzyme-like 8. Gene Ontology annotation, molecular function: oxidoreductase activity; FAD binding. Lineage: Eukaryota; Viridiplantae; Streptophyta; Magnoliopsida; Gentianales; Rubiaceae. Bases 1 to 1596 code for a protein of 531 amino acids. The transcript has a single exon. The record is from RefSeq and is a predicted model, not a curated record.
AUGAGGAAAAUGUCCUAUUCAACAAUGCUUCAAAUUGCUUUCCUCCUCCUCUGUUCCAUCUCGUGGGCUUCUGCUUCUCAUCCUUCGCGCGGAGAUUUUGUUCAGUGCCUUUUGAAUUAUACUGAUAGCCCCUCUUAUUUUGCAAAAGCAAUAUACACCCAAAACAGCUCUUCUUUCACAUCAGUCUUGGACCAGUACAUCCAUAAUUUACGCUUCCUUUUACCCGAAGUUCCAAAGCCCCUAGUCAUUAUCACUGCUUUGACUGAAAAUCAGAUUCAAACAGCAAUAUUUUGCUCUAAGAAGUACCGCUUACAAAUGAGAAUUCGAAGCGGUGGCCAUGACUUUGAGGGCAGCUCCUACACUUCUAACGUCCCAUUUUUCGUCCUUGACAUGUCCAACUUUCGUUCAAUCUCCAUAGAUGUUAAAGGUCAAACCGCAUGGGUUGGAGCUGGAGCAACCGUUGGGGAAGUAUACUACAGCAUUUAUGAGGCGAAUAGCACUCUGGGAUUUCCAGCUGCCUACUGCCCUACUGUUGGCAUUGGUGGGCACAUCAGUGGCGGAGGCUAUGGUCCAUUGGUAAGGCAAUUUGGCCUGGCCGCGGACAAUGUCAUCGAUGCUCGUGUCAUCGAUGCAAACGGAACAGUUCUCGACAGAAAGAGCAUGGGCGAGGAUCUCUUUUGGGCUAUUAGAGGUGGAGGCGGUGCUAGUUUUGCUGUCAUUCUUGGAUACAAGUUGAAAUUGGUUGAAAUUCCAGAGAAAGUUACUGUAUUUUCCAUCAACAGAACCUGGGAACAAAAUGCAACUCAACUUCUAUACAAGUGGCAAUAUAUUGCCCCAAAGUUACCACUGAACCUUGUUAUCACACCCCAAAUUGUCAGUAUCAAUUCAAAUCAAACAGGUAAGAGAACUGUACAAGUUACAUUUGUGUCUGUUUUCCGUGGCAAUGUUGAUGAACUGCUUUCAAUCAUGAACCAACAAUUUCCUGAGUUGGGGUUGAAGAAAGAGGACUGCACCGAAAUGCUAUGGAUCCAAUAUUUUGCUUAUGCCAGCGGUCUACCAACUAGUAACAUUACAGAGUCCCUGACCAGCAGAGUCUCUUCAGCUAAACUGUAUUACAAGGCUAAAUCCGAUUUCGUCAAAGAGCCUAUCCCUGAAAAUGGGAUUGAAGAGAUAUUGAGAAAGCUUAAUGAAUUACCUCCCUUUAUGGGAAUGCUGGAGUGGAAUCAUUUUGGAGGAGGGGUAAUGGAAACAAUUCCCGAAUCAGCAACUCCAUUCCCACAUAGAGGAAAUUUGUACCUCAUGUGUGAAGGGGUUUCGUGGGAUGAACAAGUGGUGUCCAAGCAGCGUAUUGAUUGGCUGAGAAAGCUUUACAAGGUCAUUGGAAAAUAUGUUCCUAACAAUCCAAGAGCUGCCUAUGCUAACAGUCGGGACCUCGAUUUGGGUGUGAAUAAUAAAGGUAAAACAAGUGUUGAAAAAGCAAGGAUCUGGGGUGCUCCAUAUUUCAAGAAUAAUUUUGAUAGACUGGUCCAAGUGAAAACCAAAGUUGAUCCUUAUGAUUUCUUCAAGAAUGAACAGAGUAUCCCAAUUUCUCAAUGA